UUCUUCAAAGCCAGCACGGAAAUGGGCACGCUUUAUACAUUGCAAACCUCCCAAACAAUGUCAUAAUUUGGACCUGAACGAAAGCAGUUGCUGCUUGUUUCCAUAACAGAGGAAAAAAUGUCUGCUAGCAGAACAGCUUCUUCUCACACUGGAGAGAUAGCACGGAGUAGAUCCGAAGGAACUGUGAUUGACUUGGACGAGAGCAAACCUUCAACGAGCUGCGAGUUGUCAGAUGACAAAGAGAAUAAAUUGGAUUUAAUCAUUGACUGUCCUGAGGUGUUCAAACAACAUGCUUACACUGUUUCCAAGACUAAUCCUUUCCGGAAUGAUCUGUCAGCAUCCAACCCAUUUGUAUCUGAUGUAGCUCAGUUAAGUAACAGUGACAAGAACAGUAAACACAUUUCUAUCUUAAAAGAAGACCCCUAUCUGUUCUCCAGAGAUUCAAGCAACAGGGAUUCUUUUGAUUCAUCAGGUGAUGAGCUAGAUAUUGAUCAUCUUCUAAGAAAGGCUUCAGCAGGGAAAUCUGGAAAAUCGAAGAGUGUCUCUGAGCUUUUGGACAUUGUAGAUGCCAAAAGAUUUGAUCCUGACAAGACAGCAUCCUCUGGCCAGAUUUUAGCUGCAGACAUGGAAUGGCUUCAAAAUGACCGUGAAGCCUACAAGAUGGCUUGGUUGAGUCAUCGACAGCUGGCCCGAUCUUGUCUAGAUUUGGAUGUGAUGAGUCAUAGUCCAGGAUGGGCACAAACACAACCUACAGAAACUCAUGUAGUUUGUAAACUGAAUCAUGAAGGGGGUUCAGUGCAACUACCUGACUCGGAUAUCGCUGUUCACAUCCCUGAGGGUCAUGUAUCACCUGGGGAAUUCCAAGAGGUUGGUUUACGGGCUAUUCUGAACCCUCCCCCAUCACUUAAUCAUGAUCUUUCAAGCACUGUGAGCCCAUUGAUAGAACUUACUUUAAGUAACCUCAACACAAUGGAAGCCAUUUUACUAGAAAUGAAAAUUGCAGCUGAAGUGAAGAAGGAUCCUUUCAGUCAAGUUAUGACUGAAAUUAUGGGGUUUUAUAGUCUCAACAAAGAAGGUCCUUUUGAAAAGCUACACAACUGCUACCUUUACAAAGAUACCAUACAAGUGAAGUUGACAGACCUAAGUCAUGUGAUGUACACAGUGGUUGCAGUACAAGCAAACCCAAUUCAGUCUCUGGCUACAUCUGUUUGGGAAUACAUCUACAGAAACCUCUGCAUUGGAAUUUAUGGGCCCAAACAUAUUCAUCCUUCUUUCACUGCUGUUUUUACUGUUUUUGGUCAUAACUACAUUCCAGAAAAACUCACAGUUUGUGACAUUAAAAAGGGUGGAAAGAGCAUGCCACCAGUGGUGUUUAAUCGGUGGGGAAAGCAUACAUUUUUACUUGACAAGCCACAAGAUCUAAGUGUUUCUUUGAUAUCCCGUGAUCCUGAUUUUGAAGUGAAGAUGGAAGAUCAAAGCAAAGAAAUUAAAGAAGGGCAGUUGAAAGCAGGUGAAGUUGUCCACCUGCAGUUUCCAUUUUCUGUACUGGGAACUGGGGAAAUGCAUUUGUUCACUUUCCUAGUUCAGAUUAAGGGCCCAAACAACAAUCUAGUGACGCAAUUCCCUAUUACAACUCCCGAUCCAGCUCCAAAAUUAACUGGGAUGACUAGUAAGCCAAACCGCUUACAGAAACGCAAAGAAAUCAAAUCUGCUCCUUUUUUAUUGACACCGACAGUUAAAUACCCCAAGUUUCAAGAUAAGACUUUAAAUAUUACCAGCUAUGGAGUGGCCUUGAAAUCUGUGCUUCAUCAAAGUAAGAUUGACUAUUUACUAGAGUAUUUUAAAGGGGACACAAUAGCGUUUCUCGGUGAAGAUAAAGUGAAAGCCAUUGGACAAACUAAAGUUAAAGAAUGGUAUGUGGGAGUUCUUCGCAGAAAGAUUGGUCUAGUGCACUGUAAAAAUGUAAAAGUGAUUUUAAAAGAACAAGCUAUAGAUAUCACUGAUAGCGUGCUGCCAACCAGGAAUCUUCUGGAACAAAUUGCACUGCCUUUUAAGAAAUUGACAUAUAUCUAUUCUUUAGUCCUAUCCACGGUAUCGGAGAGAGUUUACAACUGGAAAGCUUUGGCUGAUGUGCUAGGAUAUUCACAUAUGUCAUUGGAUGAUUUCAGUGAGGUACCAGCAGAUAAAGAAUCAGAAAGAGUCGCGUAUGUGGUGAAGAAAUUGAAGGAAGAUUGCCAUGCUAACAGACCCAGAAGGCAGUUUCUUUAUGAGCUCAUUGUUGCACUUCUGAAGUUAGAUUGCCAAGGAUUAGUAGCACGUCUUAUCCAGGACACUGUCCUUUUGACUUCGGCUGUCAAGCUUGGCAAAUGCUGGAGAGAGCUGGCAGAAAGAUUAGCGCGACUCACAAAACAACAAAUUGAGGCUUAUGAAGUACCUCACCGAGGCAGAAGUGGAGAAGUUGCCCUGGAGAUGAUGUGGAAACCUGCAUAUGAUUUUCUGUACACAUGGGGCGCUCACUAUGGAGACAGCUACAGAGAUGUGUUACAAGACCUGCAGUCGGCUUUGGACAAAAUGAAAAACCCUUUGACCAAACAGUGGCGAGAGUUAACUGGAGCUUUGAUUUUAGUGAACUGCAUGGAGACCUUGAGGGCAAAUGCUUUCCCCAAGAAGGAGGAAGACUAGUGUCAUAAAUAUAAAGGGAAAGGUAAACCCCUUUGAAAUCCCUCCUGGCCAGGGGAAAGCUCCUCUCACCUGUAAAGGGUUAAGAAGCUAAAGGUAACCUCGCUGGCACCUGACCAAAAUGACCAAUGAGGAGACAAGAUACUUUCAAAAGCUGGGAGGAGGGAGAGAAACAAAGGGUCUGUUUCAGAGGAACAGCCGUGUUAGUCUGUAUUGUCUGUCGGUAUGCUGGUUUCUGCCAGGGAUAGACCAGGAAUGGAGUCUUAGAACUUUUAGUAAGUAAUCUAGCUAGGUAUGUGUUAGAUUAUGAUUUCUUUAAAUGGCUGAGAAAAGAAUUGUGCUGAAUAGAAUAACUAUUUCUGUCUGUGUAUCUUUUUUGUAACUUAAGGUUUUGCCUAGAGGGGUUCUCUAUGUUUUGGAAUCUAA
Molecule: messenger RNA, 3105 nt
Organism: Caretta caretta (loggerhead turtle)
Lineage: Eukaryota; Metazoa; Chordata; Testudines; Cheloniidae
Gene: MACC1
Product: MET transcriptional regulator MACC1
Cellular component (GO): cytoplasm
Source: RefSeq, a predicted model, not a curated record